Paramecium pentaurelia is the source of this 3252-nucleotide messenger RNA. The record is from the annotation of a GenBank genome assembly. NCBI's taxonomy places the organism in Eukaryota, Ciliophora, Oligohymenophorea, Peniculida, Parameciidae.
AUGAGAAGUUCGACAUUAGUCAUAUGUAUACUAGUGUUGGGAAGUGGUAAUAUUGUAUUACAUUCUAGCCCUAUCUGCUGAAUUGGAUUUGGGUACAUCCUUAUUAUCUAUGGAUUUGUCUGAUAUAGCCCUUCUGGAUACUACAUCAAUGAGUUGUUCGACACCCCAGAAUGAGUUUGAGAGAGUCUCUGCUUAAAUGGCAGCUUGGGCUGAUAUUGUUCAACAUAAGGAUUCCUUACAUAGAGAUAUCGAUAGAUUAGAAGCCAUCAAAGAGCUCAUUCAAAAGAGAAAGUUCAAAUCAUUAGAGAAAUAGUUGAAUAAAUUGGAAUUGCCAAAGACUGAAAGCAAAAUUGGAGAACCAAUUUUAGCAGAGUUCAGACAAAAACUUAAAGGAUUAAGCAAUCCAGAAACAGCUGAUGAAUGUGAAGCAACUUUACUCAAAUUAUGCAUCUAUCUUCUCAAAUAAUUUAACAGUUGCAGAUAACAAUGUCAAUCCAAUCCUGUGACAGUCAUCAAAAUCAAGGGAAAGAUUAAGGACUUAUAAGUCGUUUAAUAAGGUUGUGGAUAACCUGCACCAUGUGAAGAUGAACCAGGUCUACCUGAUGAACCUGUUCCUGAAAUCCCAGAUGAAAAAGGUCCUGAAGAAAAAGAAAUUCCACAUGAAGAAGAACCAACUCCACCAACACCACCUGGAGAAGAAGAAAAACCCGAAAUUCCAGAUGAAAAAGGUCCAGAAGAAAAGGAAAUUCCUCAUGAAGAAGAACCAACUCCACCAACACCUCCUGGAGAAGAAGAAAAACCCGAAAUCCCAGAUGAAAAAGGACCAGAAGAGAAAGAAAUUCCACAUGAAGAAGAACCUACACCACCAACACCACCUGGAGAAGAAGAAAAACCAGAAAUUCCAGAUGAAAAAGGUCCAGAAGAGAAGGAAAUUCCAAAUGAAGAAGAACCUACACCACCAACACCACCUGGAGAAGAAGAAGAAGAACCAGAAAUCCCAGAUGAAAAGGGUCCAGAGGAAAAACAUGAAGAAAACGAACCUCCUGUUGAACCACCUGUUGAACCAAGUCCAGAAGAGAGUCCAGAAGAAGAAACAGAGAUUCCUGAUGAACCACCUGUUAAUCCAAAUCAUGAAGAAUCACCUGAAGAAACAACAGAAGAAUGGGUUGAAGAAAUUGAGGAAGAAUUCGAAGAAUUUGAAGAACCACCUAUUGUAGUUCCUCCAAUUGAACCACCCAGUGCUGUUGAAAAGACUUGUUUGAAUUCAGUGAACGAGAUAGUUUAUACAUCUUCUGUUGAUGAAGCUACUCCAUUAGUCAAUAAAUAAUUGGAAGGAGAAGAUUUAAGUUGUUAUGGAUUUGGAUUUUACACUAGAUGGCUUUAAGCUUAUCCAACAUUCUUAGUUCAUGGAAGAUAAUCUGAAAGAUAUUUCGUAGCAAGAGUUUCUGAAUCUGAACAUACAACUGGUGAAGUUAAUGAUAAUGCUUUGAGUGUAUAUUUGACUAAAGAAGGUUUGGAAUUCUAAUCAUAUGACAGUUAAGGAUUAUCAACAACUGUAAUUUAAGUUGGUGAUAUUGAAGGUAAAUGGAUUUAUGUUUAUUAUUCAUAUUGUAAUGAAAAAGCAGUUGCUGUUGUAAAUGAAGAUGGAUAAACAACAAUUAAUGAAAUUAAUGUUAGUCAUGAAAAACCAUCUUAAUUAUAUUUCUAAUUGGCUGGUCAACAAGGAGAUGUCCCAUCAUUCUAAGGUCAAUUUAGAUUAGUUUAAGCUAAUGCUGGUUAAAAUGUAUUCAUUGGAACAGAGACAGAAGCUAAUGAUUUUGUAUUUGCUUGUAAUCACUUACCUGAAGAGAAAUGCGAAAGAUAGAUAUCUAAUCUUCAUGAUUUCGAAUUCCAUGGUGCUGAUUCAUAAUUUGAUGCAUCAUCAGUUGUUGAGAAUACUGAACCAAUUUAUGCUCAAGAAUAUUCAGUUUCUGGUUGGUUCAAAUGGUAUCCUGUUUAAAAUCCAGAAUCUUGGUACUCAGCAUUCAGAUUAACAUUGAACAAUCUUGCAGUAAACCAAAAUGCCAAACAAUUGGGAGAUAGAGAUUUGGCAUUAUUUGUAGGAAGUGAAAAGAAGGAUUCAGUCUUAGCUUUCACAACAUAUACUUACUCAGAUUUGUAUGGAAAUGGUAACCCAACCUAUUGGUAGGCUAUCCCAUAUGAAAAGGAUUUGGUACACUGGCAUUAUAUUUACUUCGGUUACAACAGACAUAUCUCUAAGGCUUAUGGUUAUGUUGAGUUUUUCACUAGAAAGGGAGAAGUCCACUUUGAAAAUGUUAAGCAUUUUGAUGCUCCUCAUAAAUACUUAUAUGUCGGAUAAGAUCAAUUCUAUAAAUCAUACAGUGGUAAGAUCUUCAAUCUCCAUUACAAUCUUUGUGAUGGUUCAUAUAGAGAAUUGAAAUACGAUGAACAUUGGGGAUAUACUCCUAAGCCAACAGAUCCAGUCCCACCUCCUCCAGUUCCUGUAAUACCAUCAGAACCAGCAAGUGAAGAAGAAUGGGUUGAACCACCUAUUCCUCCUAUUCCAUCUGAACCUGAAGAGGAUAUUCCUUAUGAACCAGAAGAAGAAAACCCACUUCCACCACCAUCUUUGAGUGAAGAAGAAACUCCAGAAGAAACUCCAGUUGAACCACCUGUUGAACCACCUGUUGAAUCUGAAGAAGAAACACCAGAGGAAACACCAGAAAUUCCUGACGAACCUGUACCUGAUCCAGAUCAUGAAGAAGAACCAGAAUUACCUGAAGAUGAACCAUCAGUUCCAGAGGAGGAUGUUGAACCACCUGUUGAACCACCUGUUGAAUCAGAAGAAGAACCAUCAAUUCCAGAAGAAGAAGAACCAUCAAUUCCAGAAGAAGAAGAACCUUAACCACCUGCUCCAGUACCUUAACCAAAGUAUUUAUAUUUGGAUAAUAUUUACUAAGAUGUCCACCAACUAUUGAAGUUAAUAAAGACAAUGCUGCUGAUAUUUUAUGUGAGCUAUCACAUUAUUUGGGUGAAUUUGCUUAAGGCCAUGUACCAGUAGCUGGACCAAGCACAAAGACUGUUUGUUUCUGCAUGACUUACAAUGAAGGUUUCAAUUUUAAAUGUAAUUUUUAGAUUAUGCUCCACCAACUUUAUUGUAAUUGGCAUCAAAGAUUCCAGGACAUAUUCAAAUGAAUGAACCUAAAGUAGCAGUUCCAUUAUUGAAGAAAUUCAUCAAACAAAGAUAAUGAA